CUCCGGAGGACUAAACCUCUCCACCCACUUCAGUCCGUCUGCCUGUUUCCCCGUCGCCAGUAUGGAGCUUUCCCGCAUUAUCCUCGCCAUCGUCGUCUACUUUGUCCUCCGUUUCAUCCGUACUCGCUUCUUCGGCAACAACACCACCGGAUCCACCAUGUCUCACGGAAAGGUUAUCGAGGUUGACAACCCCGUCAUCUUCAAGGCGCUCACCUCCAACGGUCCUGUGGUCGUGGACUUCUUCGCAACCUGGUGCGGUCCAUGCAAGGCCGUUGCGCCAGUGGUCGGCAAGCUCAGCGAAACCUACACCAAUGUGCGCUUCAUCCAGGUCGACGUCGAUAAGGUCCGCUCGGUGGCGCAGGAACUGGAGGUGCGCGCUAUGCCCACGUUUGUCCUGUACAAGGAUGGUCAGCUGCAGGAGAAGCGCGUCGUGGGUGGAAACAUGAAGGAACUGGAGGCAGCCAUUAAGGACAUUACGGCAUAAGAGGGUAGUAAUAAAGGAGGCCGGGGAUAGCCGAGCCCGCAGAAAUGGAAGGAGAGAAAGUAAACUACAAGCCCAAAUGUGAUGAUGGUGGACUCAGUGAUGUACUCUUGUCUGUUCAGCACUAUCGUGGCCCUUACUAGCGGGAGGAUAGCUGCGGACCAACCAGCCGCACGCAAUGCCUCCAAACAUCCAAUAUUUGCAUCUACCAUCUGUCAAAUUGAUGUUAAGGCUACUAGGGAUCGGAGCCGUCGGCUGGCAGCUGAAUUGAAGGCGGAAUACCUUCGACAGGACCUGAUCGACGCGGGACGUGACACAGAAUGUGACUGCGGGGCACGGCACUAAUAUUUCAAUACGAUAUAAUGUGUAGUUGUAUAAUUAGCCGCAGCGAGGACAUCUCCUACGUCCGCUGCAGCACGUAUAGUUAGUAGUUGUUUCAUGGGUUUACGGCGAAG
This is a messenger RNA of Aspergillus vadensis CBS 113365, 936 nucleotides long. Its product is annotated as thioredoxin family protein. The transcript has 3 exons. The record is from RefSeq and is a predicted model, not a curated record. Bases 62 to 484 code for a protein of 140 amino acids. NCBI's taxonomy places the organism in Eukaryota, Fungi, Ascomycota, Eurotiomycetes, Eurotiales, Aspergillaceae.